Messenger RNA from Torulaspora globosa, 570 nucleotides. It is a transcript of the gene PAR32, whose product is annotated as Par32p. NCBI's taxonomy places the organism in Eukaryota, Fungi, Ascomycota, Saccharomycetes, Saccharomycetales, Saccharomycetaceae. The coding region runs from base 1 to 570 and encodes 189 amino acids. The record is from RefSeq and is a predicted model, not a curated record. The transcript has a single exon.
AUGGUGGACGGUCCAAAGCAAUCCGAGGGCGAACAGGCUAGUAUGGCUACGUACAGGAUUUCUACAGGGAGAGGUGGUGCCGGGAACAUUCAGAAUUCGAGCUCUAAGGCGUCUCCCAAGCUGAUUCCGCAGGGCUCUCAGACACCGAAUAUUCUUCAGCCGGUGUUCAGCACAGGUCGCGGCGGUGCCGGCAAUAUGAGGCGGAAUGUGGACGCCAAGCUGACCAGGAGGGCUCAGGACGUGGACGGAGAGUUGGAGGAGGAUGUGAUCGAGCCAAGCAGAGAGGAAGACUACAUAGGGCCGUUCUCCGGGAGCGAGGUCGAGAGGGCCCUCUCUGGAGGAGUGAUAAGCCGCGGGACAGGCAGCCAUGAGACAGGCAAGUCGCAUGUGCGGAACGGCCGGUCCAGAAGGAACAGUCUGGACGACAGACCGAUGGCUAUAGCGGUCGGCAGAGGCGGAGCCGGCAACAUAAUAUCGCCCAAGCCUAGCGGAUCGGGUGCCAGGAAGAACAAAACCGGUAAGCAGCAGAAGCAGGGCGUCUGGUCGUCUUUGAAGAAGCUGUUCUCAUGA